UUGCUUUUAUUUCUGAUAUCGAAGCAGGACACUUUACGAAUCAAGAAAUGACUCAUCUGAAGACAGCCUGCGUCGUUCUCCUGGUGGGUCUGGCGGCAGUUUGCGCCUACCCGUAUCCAGGUUACGAGGAGGGGGUCAUAGAAGGUCACGGACUGUCAUUGGAAGGCCAUGGACUGGCGCUGGAAGGGGCAGGUGGCCUUGAAGGUCACGCAGUUGUCGACUACAGCGGACACGGAGGCGAAACGGAACAUGACGUCGAAUAUUACGAUCACCCGAAGUAUAGUUUCAAGUACUCUGUUAACGACUACCACACUGGGGACAUCAAAAGUCAACAAGAGGAGCGCGACGGAGACGUCGUCAAGGGACAGUACAGUCUCGUCGAACCAGAUGGCUCUGUCCGCACAGUGGACUACACCGCAGAUAAACACAAUGGCUUCAACGCUGUGGUCACGAAGUCUGGCCACAGCGUACAUACUGGCGGACACGGAUACGGACAUUUCUAAAGCAAAGUAAUGAAAUAUUUGGACUGGUGGCACAGGUGACGGUCAGGGAUCACUCAGGAGAAGAUGCACCGUUUCGUUGAUUCAGUUCCGGGUUUGGCAAACAAAUGAGUUAGCGACAUCCUAAAGUACGAGAUGACGUAACAACAACUGAAUUUAGUUGAAUAUUUGACACUCUGUAAAAAUUUUCUCUGGUGAAGUAGCGACAACCGUGAAGAUACAUAAAUUAAACAUCUUUCUAAGGGUACGAGGCUGGUAAUAACCGUAACAUGGAUUUAUGUAAAUUUGACAUCUUGUAAGUAUAAACGUGUAGCAAUGGCUUGUUUCAUACUGGCCUUAAUUUUGAGUACCGUCCACAAUUUUCGUAACUUUUAAACCCAAAGUAUCGCUACCGAUUCCGUGAGCGAGCUGUGUCACUAACAAACAAACAAACAACUAGCCCUUCUAAUAUUCGUAUUAUUUAUUUCAGAAUUUGAUGUGUAAAUGUCUCAAGAUACCCAACUUACAAACACCAAACUCUUCUAAUAUUAACGCUUUUGGAACUUGAUUGUCCCAAUUAUAUAACCACUUUAGCCAUUUUAUAUACAUUCAAGGAAGAUUUCAAACUUAUCGAAAAUAAAUAAAAGCAAAAGUAUUCUUUAAUUUCGCAAGAAAAUAAUUAAGAUGGCUGAAAUGUACUAAUGAAUUUAUGACUUUAGUUCAUAAUUGUUAUUUGUAAUGUUUUAUAUUUCGCAUUUCUCUAGUCUUAAAUAAAUCAAAUGUAUUUAAUAACGUUAAUAAAUAAUGUUUAUCAAC
This is a messenger RNA of Zootermopsis nevadensis, 1295 nucleotides long. RefSeq lists its product as uncharacterized. The record is from RefSeq and is a predicted model, not a curated record. Lineage: Eukaryota; Metazoa; Arthropoda; Insecta; Blattodea; Termopsidae. Gene Ontology annotation, cellular component: extracellular matrix.